AUGGCUGAGGUCGGCCGGGAGCAAGGCGGGCCCAGCACCGCACGACGCAAGAGACCCUCAAGUAAAGCCAGAUCCCAGGUCGCGAAUGAUUGGCCCGAGCCUGGCGAGACACGAUCUCGUGCCUCGCGUCGUUCGAAGCGCCAUGUUCCUGCGGAUAUAGAUGUCGAUGUCGUUGAGACCCCCACCUCUUCGACUUCCUCCUCGUCCGACGAGGACGACGACGUGGACAUCAAGACGUCGUCGAGGACGAAGCUCAAACGUCGUCGGGUCCGUCAACGCCGCCGAGAGCCUGCCAGUUCGACGAGCACUACCUCUGACUCGGAUACGUCAAGCACGCCCCCGAGAACGCCACUGAAAUCUCCUCGGGCCGCUAAGCGUUCCUCGAGCUCGCGGGUGCCCAACGCCUCGGAUUCGGCACCCAACAUGUCUCGUCACCACCACCCGACCUAUGUCGGAGUUAUUGAAGAGGCAGAAGACGAUGACGAAGUUGCCCAGACACUCCCAUCUCGUCCUGCGAGUCGCCAGACCGUGUCCCGUCGUGACGUCAGCCCCCGGUCUGUCCACCGCUACCGGUCGACCCCUGAGUCCAGGCGUUCUCCAAGGACACCUGUGUCCGAUUCCGACGACGAUGCUACUGAUGCCACUUCCGACUCAGACGACCGCAUCCAUCUCUUCCGUCGCAAGCAGCUUCCUGCUGUUCCAAGUGCCCCCCCGCCGCCUAACAUGCACAACUCGUUAAAGGAGCGUCUGGGCGGUCGUGACCCCGAUGAGACUGCCUACGAAGAUGACGCCGACGCUAUUUCGAGGUACGCGCCGUCUACAAGACAUCGGUCCAGGUCUCGUCCGCCAGAGAACAGGCGGGAUCUGGAUGAGUAUCGUCGGCCCAGAGACAUCACCGUUUCCAGUCCACCAAGUGUCGACGAGACUCGUUCUCGCUCUAGGUCUAGAAGGCCUUCAAAAAGGCAUUAUGAAUCCGAUGCCUAUGUGUCUAGACCGUCCUCCUCACAGAAGAGACUCCAUGCAGCAUCAUCCCAGAGUCUGAGUUCAGAAGCCAAACGAUCGACUCUUUUUGGCGGCGCUGCGGCCUCCUCUGUCCAUCCCGCGCGGCAUGACAAGAUGCUUGACCGUCUGACGACGUGUGUGAGCUGCGGCAAUGAGGCCACUCCUGACGCUGGCGAAGAGGUCGUCCCAGGUCAGCUGGAUAUCCGGCGCAAACCAUUCAACUACACAUCGGCGUAUGAGUCGCGGGCGCCUUCUCCCACUCGGGAUUACCGUUCGGAUUUUGUUCCCAUGCAAAGCCCUACUCUUCGGGUGCGGCCAACAAGCUACGACGACGAAGUCUUCUGGCGCCGAAUGCAUGACCGCCAGCGUGAUGAGCACCUUGCGCGCAGGAUGCAUUCUUUCGAUGUUUUCGGUCAUCAUGAGAGCCACGUCGAUAGGGCUGGCGACGAGGAUUAUGAGUAUGAAGAGCAGCGUGGUCGUCGUCGUCGUCCUGAAAAGUCUCGAAGCUAUCCCGUCGCCUUUCUCGACGACGACUAUCGUCUUCGCCGUGCCGCGACGGUUGUUGCUCCAUCGUCCCAACAACCGGCUGUUCCGGAAGUACCAGCGCCUGCUCGAUCGGCAUUCGAGCCUCCAUCAAGACCUGCUCUUGAGCGUGCGGCGUCUGCCUUCGAUUAUCCAACUACUACGCCACGUAGUCGGAGGAUGCGUCAAGCGUCUCCAGAGGGAUAUGGCGAAUAUACUACCAAUCAUUAUACUCCAGAGCGGCGUUGCUGGCAAUCGCCAGAGAAAUGGCAGGGAUUUUCUAGCGAACGACGUGCUCGGUCACACGACAGGCGCCACACAUAUCCGGUCGAGUCUCGCGCGGCGUCUCCCGACGGAUGGCAGCAACUGCCCACGAGGUUCCCAUCUCCUGAGAGGAUAGACACUGCCUCGGAACCCCGACGCCGUGCUCAUUCCUUAGAAAGGCCUCGCGCAUCGUCACUCGAGAGGCGCCUUGCUGACCGCUUCAACCCCGAAACCAGGGCAGCCCCGGCCGCAGCUACCAUCCCUACUAGCCCGGCCGGACCGGUUGGCCAUCACCUCGGCACUCUCGGGCCUUUGGGCCCUCUUAGUCCAGCCAUGUUCCCGCCACAUCCUCCCCCCCUAACGGCCCCGGGUGCCCCGGCCAUGCCUAUGGUCUCCAUGCCUCCUCCUGCUAUGCAUGGCGUCCCUCACCCGCCCGCGAUGCUCCGUCACCCCAUGGAAGAGGACAUGUAUCACCCAGGCAUGCAUGGCGCCCUUCCAUCGCAUCCAGGUCCCGCCGACUGGUACGCCCCAGCCAGUAUGCCGCACACCGGGAUGCCGAGCAUUCCUCACCCACAUGCUCCUGACAUGUUGACGGGUCCGACGACUGCGACUAUGGAUCCUCUUGCUGUGGUAUCUCCCCGUACGCCUAAUUUCAAGAGGCGACUGAGAGAGCAUCACAAGAUGGAGCCUCCACGGUCGAGCGUUCUGGCUGGGCUGGCGGGCCCUGGAAGAGGAAUGCACCGUGUGUAUGAGUGGGUUAAUUAUGUUGAGCCUGGGCCACCAGACGCUGAGCCGCCUGCCACGGUGGUUUGA
This is a messenger RNA of Thermochaetoides thermophila DSM 1495, 2601 nucleotides long. RefSeq lists its product as uncharacterized. The transcript is spliced from 4 exons. The record is from RefSeq and is a predicted model, not a curated record. The coding region runs from base 1 to 2601 and encodes 866 amino acids. NCBI's taxonomy places the organism in Eukaryota, Fungi, Ascomycota, Sordariomycetes, Sordariales, Chaetomiaceae.